This is a messenger RNA of Penicillium maclennaniae, 1587 nucleotides long. RefSeq names its product fungal specific transcription factor domain-containing protein. Gene Ontology annotation, cellular component: chromatin. The record is from RefSeq and is a predicted model, not a curated record. The coding region runs from base 1 to 1587 and encodes 528 amino acids. Lineage: Eukaryota; Fungi; Ascomycota; Eurotiomycetes; Eurotiales; Aspergillaceae. The transcript has 3 exons. Gene Ontology annotation, biological process: regulation of transcription by RNA polymerase II. Gene Ontology annotation, molecular function: DNA-binding transcription factor activity, RNA polymerase II-specific; RNA polymerase II cis-regulatory region sequence-specific DNA binding.
AUGCCUCCGCAGAUGAAGAACAGUGGCUCAAUAAGUACACUUGAGCGAUUUUCGGAUGAGCCCUCGAGACAAGGAGACCCGGCGAUCCCUAUGAGGCAGCAGAGUGACCAGUCAGAAAUCUCCUUCCCUGGCUUUCCCCAGUUCUCUCCAGAUGAUAUCGACUUACUUGUUUCAGACGACUAUUGCCAUGUGUCAGAACUGUCCGAGUCGGAAUAUGAUGCACUCGUCACACUCUACCAUGAGUCAGUCCUGGCCUCAGAUUCAGAGAACCAAGGCGAUUUCCCACGCCGCGAAAUCAUCAAUGCGUUUGUGCAGCUGUACUUUGAGUUCUUCCAUUUAGGCUUCCACCUUCUGCAUCAAGACGCCUUUCAACGCCAACAGAGGUCCUCUUGUCUCUACCUCGCUGUUGCUGCAAUAGGCGCCCAAUACUCGAGGGUCACAUCUCGCGGGCAAUGCAGCCUUGCUCUCUUGGAGAUCUUACGGCGCGCCUUACUUAACAAUGUAGGUUUUCUCGUCAGUUCCUCCUUUCAUCUCUUUUGCCCUAGUCCGGAAGACAUUGAAUACCAACAUUGGACCUUCUUUGAUCUUGCUCCUUUGAUAUCGAUUUCGGAACUACGUGCCUGUACGCCCUGCGACGAUGAGCUCUGGCAAAGCUUCCAUCUUAAUGAAAAAGGGGACUUGAUGCAAGCAUUUACUUUGACACCUCAUUCACCCAGUGUUUUGGAUGUCCUCAGUGAAAGGAACUCGGGUAAUGAACUCACCUGUUUCUUAGGAAGCUCGGCAUCUUUGAUUGUCAUGGUUUCGGCGUACGCAAAGGAGCGAAGUCUCUUCCAACUUCUGAGACCAGCAGCUAUGGGUGGCACCAAAAAUAAUUCAGACACUGCUCUUGAUGCUAUGUGCGCGGUUCAUUCUCACCAAACAACUAUGCUCGCAGAGCAGGCAAUAUCAAACGUUGCUGGAAAGCUCCAAGAACAGCGACUGGCACCGGAUGAAACUUCUUCCGCAUUCGUGAUUUUCUCUGCUAUGAAAAAGAUUUACUCUAUAUCCAGGAUCUUGGAUCAUAUUCCAUAUACGCUGUUGUAUGUCUCCUCUGGUUGGAUGUCAUCAAAAAAGGAUACCGAAACCAGUCUGGCAAAUCUGACAACACGACUACGAGAUGAUCCUCGAAAUUCCAGAAGAACACUGACUUAUGCGGCCCAAUUAUUCCGCCGCGUCCGAAACCAAAAGUGGCUUGAGGCAUGUGAUCCGCUUUAUGUGCUCCUCGCAACGCUAUAUAUAUGGUUCUAUGGAAGCACAUUUGAUACGUCAUCGGAGGACCCUGACAGCGCAACCUGGCCACCAUUGAAGAUUGAUGAUGAGUCCAUUGAUGAGACUGCCUGGCUGCAAUGGGUGGACACUGGCGAUAAGAGAAGACCUCACAUUGGCGGCAUAGGCUUUUUGAAUGGCAAAGCGAACGGUCAUCGUGUACUGAAAGAGGCCAUUCGGAUUCUUGCUAAAGAUCAAGGCUGGCAGCACUUUGCUCAUGCAGUCGCGGGCUCGCUUCAACGAAUAUUGUCUGGUCUUGCUCCUUCCUUCAAGGAUAUUUAG